AUGGCCGUGUCUCUAGACCUUAGGUCCGGGAGGACGACCGCUUAUGAGCACAUGUUUCCGCAAAGCUCAGAUGAUCAGGUCGCAGGUUCAGCCCCGGGCAGGUGGCGCGGUACCAGAUCCAGCUGGUUUGCAAACGCGCAGCGAUCACAACGCCAGGAGGCUUUGUCUGCGGCCAACACCCGCCACCUUGUUGAUGAAAGCCAGCUCCAACACUACGAGGCCACUGAAGAUAGCUCCGAGGACAUCUCUUCGGUCCAAUCGCAGUCGCAGUCGCACUCUUCGCUACCGCUCAUUUGGCCAGCGCCACAACCUGUUGUCUCCACGAAGGUCCAUUAUCUUUGGGAUGCUGGUGAGGAUUCUUCGUCUGUGUCGAACUCGGUAGUGUCCGGGAACUCCAGCCGGGUUCCGGCCUUCGAGGCGGCAUUGCCUUCGCGCACUGGGGCAGGCGGUGAGGAUACCACUGCCCAGCCUGCGGACGCAGGUGACUACACCGCGGACGGCCCCCAACCUCAGCUCACCUACAGCGAUUUCUUGAUCGCCAGUCGUCGAGACAAGGAUAUCCGCCACCAGGACAUGGACUAUUGGCUGCCGAGGAUCCCCCUGAACGAGAAAGGCCAUCUCACAUCCGUGGGGUCCAUCGCCCACGUCCUUCCAGAUGCAAAGUGCAAGCCCUGCAUUUUCUUGAGCACGCCAUAUGGCUGCGAGCGUGGACGCGAAUGCCCAUUUUGUCACCUCUCUCACAAGUUUCGCAUGUGUAAGGGCAAGCGAGAUCGAACCAAGAGGUUGCUCGAGAAGCACGAGCAGUACCUGGCCCAGCAGCGGCAAGAUGAGGAUGGAGGCAUGUGA
Messenger RNA from Symbiodinium natans, 846 nucleotides. Lineage: Eukaryota; Dinophyceae; Suessiales; Symbiodiniaceae. The record is from the annotation of a GenBank genome assembly.